Molecule: messenger RNA, 252 nt
Organism: Ilex paraguariensis (yerba mate)
Lineage: Eukaryota; Viridiplantae; Streptophyta; Magnoliopsida; Aquifoliales; Aquifoliaceae
Source: the annotation of a GenBank genome assembly
AUGGCUAAAAACUGGAACAUGGCUCAUGAUACAGUGCCGUUUCUUGGUUUUGUAUCUCAUUUGAAGAGGCUGAGUUUGUGUGGUCAUCUUUUCAGGGGAUUUCCCGUUGGAUGUGACAAUCUGAAGGUUCUUGAACUGUCAGAAGUCCAUUUUGAUGAAUUGGAUGAGAUCUUGGUUUUUCUUUCCCUUCUUAGAAACUCCUCAAAUUUGAAGUCAUUGAGCCUUUCAGCUUCUGGACCAUUUCAGCAAGAU